AUGGCCACCGGGACAGACAUCACCAUCGACAUGGACAUCAACAUCAACGUCAAGUGGAUAUCGGCCAGACCAGGCCAGGCCAGUGGAGCGUCGUUGUGCAACGCCUUGGAUCGCAUUGCGUGGAAUGUGCACUACAUUCACUUUCUAAUUGAACCAACCCCGAGGCCUAUUGUCCAGUUCAGAUUCUCCCCGAGAUUGUGGAAAUACUUGGAACUCGAACUGGAGUUGGGCGAAAAAAUGUCGGGCAGCAAAUUGCGUGGCACGAACGCGGUACGCAGUACGCAGAAUGCAACACUUGGCGGCGUUGGCGUGGUAAUUAUAACGACGCCCCGUUUGAUUGCCACAGAUACAGGUCGGUUUAUGUACUUUGUUGCCAUCGCUCUGCUGUUCGCCGCCGCCCAGGCCGUUCCCAUCGAGCUGGGCCACUAUGCUCCGGCGCUGGUGCAUCAUGCGCCCGUCCUGACGCACGCCGUCCAUGCCGUCCACGCCGAGCCGGUGGCCUAUCCCAAGUACUCCUUCAACUAUGGUAUCAAGGAUCCCCACACUGGCGACAUCAAGUCGCAGGCUGAGGAGCGUGACGGUGAUGUUGUGAAGGGCCAGUACUCUCUGGUUGAGCCCGAUGGCUCCGUGCGCACCGUUGACUACACCGCCGACGAUCACAACGGAUUCAAUGCCGUCGUCCACAAGACCGCCCCCACCAAGAUCAUUGCCCAUGCGCCGGUGGUGCAUGCCCCCGUCCUGGCACAUGCCCCCCUGCUGCAUCACUACUAGGCGAGCAAGCGAGGAGCCUGACACAGUCACCCCUUCUGGUGCUCUCCCUCUUGCUCUCAUUUAUCCACCACCACAACAA
Messenger RNA from Drosophila serrata, 850 nucleotides. Its product is annotated as cuticle protein 8. NCBI's taxonomy places the organism in Eukaryota, Metazoa, Arthropoda, Insecta, Diptera, Drosophilidae. The record is from RefSeq and is a predicted model, not a curated record. Gene Ontology annotation, cellular component: extracellular matrix.